AUGGAGCGCUUAUGUUUGAUCCUCCUGCUGAUGGGUAGGACCACUUCAGUCUUGGCACAGUUUAAUGGAUACAACUGUGAUGCCAACUACCACACGGAGCGCGACAUCAGUGUGUACUGUGGGGUUCAGACCAUGACCUUGAAGAUUAACUUCUGCCCAGUGCUGUUCUCAGGCUACACAGUUGCAGAUCUGGCGCUCAACGGUCGCCAUGGCGAUACCCACUGCCGGGGCUUCAUCAAUAACAACACGUUCCCCACGGUAGUACUGUUCAGCAUCAGCCUCAGCACACUGGAGGCCUGCGGCAACAGCCUGGUGGUCACAACAUCCUAUGGGGCUAAUGCCUACAGGAACAUGUCACUGGUGCAGAUUGGGAAUAUCUCAGGGUACAUCGACACUCCAGAUCCGCCAUCCAUCAUCAGCUAUCUGCCCGGCCUGCUGUACAAAUUCAGCUGCAGCUACCCCCUGGAAUACCUGGUCAACAACUCACAGCUGGCAUCAUCAUCUGCUGCAAUAUCAGUGAAGGACAGCAAUGGUACCUUUGUGAGCACAUUGAGUAUGAUCCUUUACAAUGACUCAACCUACAACCAACAACUCUCUAUCCCAAUGGCCGGACUGGCUUUGAAAACCCGAGUGUUUGCUGCAGUGAAAGCCACAAACCUGGACAAACGAUGGAAUAUCUUGAUGGACUACUGUUACACCACUCCCUCAGGGAAUCCCAAUGAUGAACUGCGCUAUGACCUUUUCUUUGGCUGCUAUAAAGACCCACAGACCACUGUUUUUGAGAAUGGGAAGAGUCAAAUGGGUCGUUUCGCCUUCGAAGUGUUCCGUUUCGUCAAACACAGACACCAGAAGAUGUCCACUGUGUUUCUGCACUGUGUCACCAAGCUGUGUCGGGUAGAUGACUGUGUCCUGCUCAUGCCGAUCUGUGGGCGUCGGCGUAGGAGGGACAUAGAGGAUAGCCUGGAGUCUCGGCCGUCGUCUGGGGAUGCCAUCAUCACCGCUGGACCCAUCAUCACCAGGAUUGGUACGCAGUACACCUCUUCAUCCAUAACCACUUCAACUUAGACU
Oncorhynchus kisutch (coho salmon) is the source of this 1068-nucleotide messenger RNA. Its product is annotated as zona pellucida-like domain-containing protein 1. The record is from RefSeq and is a predicted model, not a curated record. NCBI's taxonomy places the organism in Eukaryota, Metazoa, Chordata, Actinopteri, Salmoniformes, Salmonidae. The coding region runs from base 1 to 1065 and encodes 354 amino acids. The transcript is spliced from 8 exons.